Messenger RNA from Onychostoma macrolepis, 2608 nucleotides. RefSeq names its product hepatocyte nuclear factor 4, gamma (gene hnf4g). Gene Ontology annotation, biological process: regulation of transcription by RNA polymerase II; cell differentiation; anatomical structure development. The coding region runs from base 924 to 2207 and encodes 427 amino acids. The transcript is spliced from 10 exons. Gene Ontology annotation, cellular component: nucleus. NCBI's taxonomy places the organism in Eukaryota, Metazoa, Chordata, Actinopteri, Cypriniformes, Cyprinidae. The record is from RefSeq and is a predicted model, not a curated record. Gene Ontology annotation, molecular function: nuclear receptor activity; zinc ion binding; nuclear steroid receptor activity.
ACUUCACCAUUUGUUUUUUACCUAGUGUUCACAUAACGAAGGAAAAUGUUUUUUAAACGUUAAAAUACCUUAAUGGGAUGUUGCGAGCGUUCUUAAUUAGCACAUAUUUUUGUGAGUUGGGAUGUGGUGGCAUUCUUGGAGAGCAUUUUAACUGGAUAAACAUCUAUAUAUUGCAAAAUGAGUCAUAUGAACAUAAAAAUCACACAACUCUCUUUUUGAGUUCUCUAUUACCUCUAGGUAAUUAGGUUUUUCAAAUUGUUUAGCCUAUAUCUCGCGACACGAGAACUCGCGAGUGAUGCAGCGUCAGUUAUAUUUGGGGACGAUUUUAGACUCAUGCAAAAAUGAAACCACUCGAUAGUUUAAAUAUGUGAGUUUUAAAUAUGGUUUUAUGUUCAGUUAUGGAUAAAACAAUGGCCAUCAGAUGUUCGACCUCUCAGAGAGAGAGAGGAAAAUAGAGAUUUGGCGCCCUCUUCUGAUAAAAUUAGAGAACGUCAAAGACUAAUCUGAGGUAGCCUAGUUGAAAGGUAAAAUAAUAUUUCUGUAAAACUAGGAGUUGAGCCUUCAGGAUUCAACCAGUGUUUAUUAGGUUUUUUACUUGUUUUCUGAAAAUACAAAAAUAUCGGUUUCAUAUUUAUGUUGUCUUUAUGAUUCGUUUGUCUGCGUUCUUUACGGCGUGAACCCACGCACAGGCAAAACGAUUCAUGUCUUGUGUUUUAUUGGGGCUAGUUACUGUUUAACAUCUCCACCCAACUUUCAGUUUGUUUAGUAAAUCGAUCUAAUGAGGCUCCCCCAACACCACCAUAAGUAUUGUUCAAUGUGAGGCUUUUGACAUGUUAAACACUUUAUUUGCUCUCUAUAACAGCCUAAAUAUCAUAUUUAUUAACAUAAAAUUUUGACAUGUUCGUUUGGGUUUUGGUGGAUUAAUGCAAAUCGUCGUUGGACGUGGAGAAGAAAACAUGCCGACAGAGCCCAACAUCAGUCAAGGAGAAAAUGGCGUGAGCUCCAACUGCGCAAUCUGUGGCGAUAAAGCCACAGGUAAACAUUAUGGCGCCUCCAGCUGUGAUGGCUGCAAAGGCUUCUUCCGCAGGAGCAUCAGGAAGAGUCAUGUCUACUCCUGCAGGUUUAAUCGUCAAUGUGUUGUUGAUAAAGACAAAAGGAACCAGUGCCGUUUCUGCAGACUUCACAAAUGCUUUCGAGCUGGAAUGAAGAAAGAAGCUGUGCAAAAUGAGCGGGACCGUAUCAGCUCGAGGAGGACCAUACAAGACUCACAUGACCUGCCGCCAAUCACAGCCCUGGCUCACGCUGAAGCUCUCUCGCAGCAGCAGAUCAACACUGCCAGCCCAAUGGGCCCUGCUGAUGUUUCAGAGAAAAAAUCAGCCACUAUCAGUGACGUCUGUGAAUCUAUGAAGCAACAGCUGCUUGUUCUGGUAGAGUGGGCUAAAUACAUCCCAGCCUUCGGUGAAUUGCCACUUGAUGACCAGGUUAGUUUAUUACGAGCUCAUGCCGGAGAGCAUCUUCUGCUUGGUGUGGCUAAAAGGUCAAUGCCAUACAAAGAUCUCUUGCUUUUAGGAAAUGGCUGCAUUGUCCAUCGAAACUGCCCUGAGCCGGAAAUAGGUCGCGUAUCUAAUCGAGUCUUGGAUGAACUGGUUGUUCCCUUCCAGGACAUCCAAAUUGACGACAAUGAAUACGCAGCUCUAAAGGCCAUUGUGUUCUUUGACCCUGACGCCAAAAGCUUAAGAGAUCCUUCUAAGAUCAAGGCGAUGCGCUAUCAGGUUCAAAUGAGUCUGGAAGACUACAUUAAUGACCGGCAGUAUGACUCACGCGGGCGAUUCGGGGAGCUUUUGCUGCUUCUUCCUACUCUGCAAAGCAUCACCUGGCAGAUGAUCGAGCAGCUACAGUUUAUCAAGCUUUUCGGUCUUGCCAAGAUAGAUAACCUGCUGCAGGAGAUGCUUCUUGGGGGUCUAACCACGGAGCAACCUCAUUUACAUCACAAUGGUCACCCUCAGAUUCCAAUAAUGGGACAGACCAUAGUCAUUAGCUCCAUCCCAGGACCUGCACACUCACAGCAGAUGGCAUCCCCAGAUACCCCCAUUCCAUCUCCCACUUCAGUACAGAACCAGGAGGCCUACAAGCCCCCUGGCAGCCCAGCUCUCCUGCUCCCACCACAGCCCAUGCCAAACAGACCUUCUCCCGAGCCUCCCCUUUGAGCCUCCUCUCUGCCGCAGGCCCUGUGUGUUUGUAUAUGUGUAAACUGUGUGAGUUACGCCCUUCCCCACCUCCAGCGCAACAUAUUUAUCUGAUCGAAAGGGAACUUUACAAAAAAUUCAAAAUUCAUUGUCUAAGUGGAUCACCACUAAUUGAAAAAGGUAUUUCAUCAAAAAUGUAUUUCUCAUUGUAUCGGCCUACCGCUGGUAACCUAGUAAAUGUAGACAAUAUUCAUUUUUAUUAACAAAUUAUUGUCAGUUACAAGAGACUUAUCAACAUUUUUUGUAUUAACAAAAAGUCAAGAUUUAAUUUAUUAACAAAAUUAUACUAUGCAACUCUAAAGAAAUGUUAAUUUUUGCUUGAAAAUGUGCCCUUAAACAAAAUAAAUGCUCUUAGUGCCUGA